This is a messenger RNA of Mandrillus leucophaeus (drill), 540 nucleotides long. Its product is annotated as 40S ribosomal protein S18-like. Gene Ontology annotation, molecular function: structural constituent of ribosome; RNA binding. NCBI's taxonomy places the organism in Eukaryota, Metazoa, Chordata, Mammalia, Primates, Cercopithecidae. Gene Ontology annotation, cellular component: small ribosomal subunit; cytosol; ribosome. Bases 40 to 540 code for a protein of 166 amino acids. The record is from RefSeq and is a predicted model, not a curated record. Gene Ontology annotation, biological process: translation. The transcript has 2 exons.
UCCACACAAGGCCUACAGGCCCCCGCUUGUGCUGCCGCCAUGUCGCUAGUGAUCCUUGAAAAGUUCCAGGAUAUUUUGCGAGUACUCAACACCAACAUCGAUGGGCGGCGGAAAAUAGCCUUUGCCAUCACUGCCAUUAAGGGUGUGGGCCGAAGAUAUGCUCAGGUGGUGUUGAGGAAAGCAGACAUUGACCUCACCAAGAGGGCAGGAGAACUCACUGAUGAGGAGGUGGAACGUGUGAUCACCAUUAUGCAGAAUCCACGCCAGUACAAGAUCCCAGACUGGUUCUUGAACAGACAGAAGGAUGUAAAGGAUGGAAAAUAUAGCCAGUUUUCUGGACGAUAUGAGCCUUUGGAUUUUUUGAAAGCAAGUGAAUUUCUUAUUGAUGGCAAAACAAACAAACAAACAAAAACCCAUGAUGUUUUCAGAGAAAGAGAGAACACAGCAAUUGACCCAGAACAGGACAUUUACCUGAGAACAUUCCUAUCUCCUCAUCCUUCUCUUGCUCUUCCUCAUUCCCAGAGCGUCUUCCUCAGAUGA